AUGUUAGACAAGAUCUUGUUAUCGAAAAUUGAACCUAUCGAAACCUCGCUGAACUUUAAUGGCCACGAGUUCAAGAAGUUGCUAAGUAGAGUGGAAACGCUCGAGAAGAUAGUGAAAGCUCUUCAACUAGAAAAUCAAGCUCUGAAGUCUCAAAUUAAUUAUGUUAAUACUAUGGUGAAAGAGAAUUCAGCUCUUUUGGACAAACAGGAACAAUACAUGCGACGCGAAUGUUUGGAGAUCAAGGGAAUACCUCUCAGUCAAGAUGAGGAUGCAAGUCAAAUGGCUGUGCAAGUGGCCGACCUGCUUGACGUUGGCAUGGGUUUAGAGAACAUCUCUAUCAGCCACAGGCUACCAAAGAUACGUCCUUGGACAGACUCGAGCGGCACCGUACACUCGCCGUCUCCAAGUAUUAUCGCAAAGUUCGUCAGGAGGGAUGUCAGGGAGAAAUUUUACAGAGCAAGGUAUAAACUCAAGAACAAGACAACCAGGGAUCUUGGCCUAGCCUCGGACGAGGGAAGCAACAUUUACAUCGCUGAAAGCCUCACGCAAGCAAGGAAGAAGUUGUUUAAGUCGGCCUCAAAAGUGAAAAAAGGAUCUGAAGUUCAAUUAUUUCUCUAG
Porites evermanni is the source of this 618-nucleotide messenger RNA. Lineage: Eukaryota; Metazoa; Cnidaria; Anthozoa; Scleractinia; Poritidae. The record is from the annotation of a GenBank genome assembly.